AGCAAUUCACCGCACAAGUUCCCCACCAUACUUUGUGCCCUCAUCAACACCAAGAUGCUUUUCUCCAAGGUUGUUCUUAUGUUGUCGACACUCUUUGUCACUUUAUUGGCCACUGCUCACCCAGACCCGCCCAGUCAAAGAGAGCACGGCUCCAACGCUCUAUCCCUACGGGACAUUUCUACAGCCGACCUAAUUGACGACAUUUACUCUUCCUUCGAUGACUUCGAAGGAUCAGAUCAUCUCAUAGGACGGCAACAACCGGUGAAGGGAAGCAGAGUCGAGCUCACUGACAACCCAAGCAAGAAAGGCAUUGUCGAGGAUGUCCGUCUUAAAACAUCUGGGGAACAGACCUUUCGUGUAACAUGGGACGAUGAUGUUAAGCAUCCCGGUUAUUACAAGGGCGGCAAACUCACUGUCAUCUGAAGUUGUAAAACAUGGUCAGCAAAGCUGUCUUGGUAGUACAAAGAUGUAUUUAAGAAAAGCAAAUAGGUGUAUGUGACUGUGAG
Messenger RNA from Dacryopinax primogenitus, 506 nucleotides. RefSeq lists its product as uncharacterized. The transcript has 3 exons. NCBI's taxonomy places the organism in Eukaryota, Fungi, Basidiomycota, Dacrymycetes, Dacrymycetales, Dacrymycetaceae. The coding region runs from base 55 to 423 and encodes 122 amino acids. The record is from RefSeq and is a predicted model, not a curated record.